AUGAAAGUGAUAACGAAAAAACCGUUAGAAGGUAAAUGCGGAGAAAUAACCGACGAGCAUUUGGGAAUAAAACAUGCCCUUUGGGAAUUUAAUCCCGGUAAGUGCAUGUUGCCGGCGUUUUUCGAAAAUUAUGUUCCUCAAAUUUUGAGUGCUCCAGUUAGAAAGGAUGAUGUCUGGUUGAUUAGCUAUCCAAGAACAGAAGGCUCAAUCGACUGUACAACAGCUUCGUGCCCCAUUAAUAGAAUAAUAUACUGUACGAGGAAUCCAAAAGACACCUGCGUUUCAUUCUACUAUCACGUCAAACUUUUACAUGGCUUUAACGUAACCUUUGAAACAUUCUGUGAACUAUUCCUCAACGGAUCUGUCAUUUAUGGAGAUUUCUUUGACCACGUGUCGGAGUUCUGGAAAAAACGACAGGACGAAAACGUUUUAUUUAUCCAGUACGAGCAAAUGAAGAAGGACAGUCGGACAGCUAUAAGAAAAAUUGCACAAUUUUUGGAAAAAGAUGUGUCUGAGGAGGAUGUAGAAUCUCUCAACAAAUUUCUUCAGUUUUCAAAUAUGAAAGAAAAUAAGGCUUGUAAUUGUGAGGUACUUUUAGAUAAAAAAGGCGGAAAGAAAUAUUUUGAAAAAGCGGGUUAUCACUUUAUUCGAAAAGGUGAAGUAGGGGAUUGGAAAAAUCAUAUGACCCCUGAAAUUGAAGAUCAAUUUGAUAAUUAUAUUAAAAGAAGAACAUUAGAGACUGACUGUAACUUUUACUGA
Messenger RNA from Diabrotica balteata, 759 nucleotides. Lineage: Eukaryota; Metazoa; Arthropoda; Insecta; Coleoptera; Chrysomelidae. The record is from the annotation of a GenBank genome assembly.